AUAGCCAGCUUGAUGGCGGAUUGACAAGUGAGCCUAUGAGCUGUUUGUAAUUCGAACUCAGAAACAGUGAAAAUCCAAAUUAGCAUAAAUUUUGAAUUCUCCGAAACAGAGAUUUAUAGAUCGAGUCUGCGAAGAAGAAGAAGAAGAAUGGAGGGCGGCGAGGCGCUGAGAACAACCUGGAGAAGCUUCAAGCGGCGGAUGCAAUUCGGCGGGAUCGCCUGCUGCGGAUCCCCGAGGAGCCUGAGAGUUCCGGGCUCGACGAUCAGCGAUGAAGAGGCCCAAUUGAAAGACCCGGCCCAGAUCGAGCUGACGGAGGAAGACGACCGGGAGGAGGAGAUGCAGCGAGGCCGGUUCAAUCUGGCCAUGGCCCUCGCCGCCGAGCGCGAUUCGCGGAGGGCGGCCGGAGCCGCCCAGAUGAAGACGCUCGUGAGGUUAUUCGAGGAGGCGGAUGGCCGGGAGGGGAACAGCGCGGGCUCCGCCGCGAGGGACAGCGCGGGCUCCGCCGCGAGGGACGGCGGAGGAGGAGGAGGCGUUGGCGGGCCGUGCGGCGUGUGCGGGGAGAGGAAUCGGGGCGCGGCUUUGAUUCCCUGUGGGCACACCUACUGUAGGGCGUGUUCCCGAGAGUUUUGGUCAAACGGAGGGUCGUGCCCGUCAUGCAACCGUCCGAUUCGGGACAUCCUCCCUAUUUUUUGAUUUUAUUAAUGGCCAUUUAAUUUUUGCAUUAUUUCUUUUAAUUUUUAAUUAGAAGAAUUAAACCAUUUCAAUUAUGUUGUUCUGACCCGUGGACAUUUUCAUUGAAGUUUGAGUUAUUUACGGAGUAACUAGCAUUUCACCCGUGCGUUGCACGGGAAUAAAUUAUUUCUAUAAUU
Cuscuta campestris is the source of this 869-nucleotide messenger RNA. Lineage: Eukaryota; Viridiplantae; Streptophyta; Magnoliopsida; Solanales; Convolvulaceae. The record is from the annotation of a GenBank genome assembly.